Messenger RNA from Mercenaria mercenaria, 1755 nucleotides. RefSeq lists its product as uncharacterized. The coding region runs from base 1 to 1755 and encodes 584 amino acids. NCBI's taxonomy places the organism in Eukaryota, Metazoa, Mollusca, Bivalvia, Venerida, Veneridae. The transcript is spliced from 2 exons. The record is from RefSeq and is a predicted model, not a curated record.
AUGACACUACGAACCUCCAUGGGCGACAAGAUUCACAAUGCAGACAAUGAAAGUCUCGCUGGCAGAUGGCAGUCAGCCAGCAUAGCAGUGGAGAAUGCAACAAUCCGACUCAGCCCUAGCGACAUUGUCGGGACCCCUUGUCUAGGCCGCCAGUUAUUAGGCCGAAGUGGAGUCCAACGUUGGAACACAGCAUCAGCCAUACAGAAUAGAGAACUUGUUCAGACUCAAGUAAAACAGCCUGAGGAAGAAGACGAUAGAAUAUCUAAAUUUGUAGGAAAACUCGUAGUAGUAGUCGUGGUAGAACUGUUAGUGGCUGUUGUAGUGGUCAAUGUUGUCGUAGUAGUAGUAGUGGUAGAACUUUUAUUGGCAGUCAUACUCGUCAAUGUUAUCGUAGUAAUAGUCGUGGUAGAACUUUUAUUGGCAGUCGUAGUCGUCAAUGUUGUCGUAGAAGUAGUCGUGGUAGAACUUUUAGUUGCAGUCGUAGUCGUCAAUGUUGUCGUAGAAGUAGUCGUGGUAGAACUGUUAGUUGCAGUCGUAGUCGAUAAUGUUGUCGUAGUAGUAGUAGUCGUGGUAGAACCGUUAGUGGCAGUCGUAGUCGUCAAUGUUGUUGUAGUAGUAGUCGUGGUAGAACCGUUAGUGGCAGUCGUAGUCGUCAAUGUCGUAGAAGUAGUCGUGGUAGAACCAAUAGUGGCUGUCGUAGUCGUCAACGCAGUCGUAUUAGUAGUCGUGGUAGAACCAAUAGUGGCUGUCGUAGUCGUCAACGCAGUCGUAUUAGUAGUCGUGGUAGAACGGUUAGUGGCUGUCGUAGUCGUCAACGCAGUCGUAUUAGUAGUCGUGGUAGAACUGUUAGUGGCUGUCGUAGUCGUCAAUGCAGUCGUAUUAGUAGUCGUGGUAGAACGGUUAGUGGCUGUCGUAGUCGUCAAUGCAGUCGUUUUAGUAGUCGUGGUAGAACGGUUAGUGGCUGUCGUAGUCGUCAAUGCAGUCGUAUUAGUAGUCGUGGUAGAACGGUUAGUGGCUGUCGUAGUCGUCAAUGCAGUCGUUUUAGUAGUCGUGGUAGAACGGUUAGUGGCUGUCGUAGUCGUCAAUGUCGUAGAAGUAGUCGUGGUAGAACCAAUAGUGGCUGUCGUAGUCGUCAACGCAGUCGUAUUAGUAGUCGUGGUAGAACGGUUAGUGGCUGUCGUAGUCGUCAACGCAGUCGUAUUAGUAGUCGUGGUAGAACGGUUAGUGGCUGUCGUAGUCGUCAACGCAGUCGUAUUAGUAGUCGUGGUAGAACGGUUAGUGGCUGUCGUAGUCGUCAACUCAGUCGUAUUAGUAGUCGUGGUAGAACGGUUAGUGGCUGUCGUAGUCGUCAACUCAGUCGUAUUAGUAGUCGUGGUAGAACGGUUAGUGGCUGUCGUAGUCGUCAAUGCAGUCGUAUUAGUAGUCGUGGUAGAACGGUUAGUGGCUGUCGUAGUCGUCAAUGCAGUCGUAUUAGUAGUCGUGGUAGAACGGUUAGUGGCUGUCGUAGUCGUCAAUGUUGUCGUAGUAGUAGUCAUAGUUGUCGUCGCCAGAGUCGAGAUUGUGGUGAUAGUCGUUGUCGUAGCUGAAGUUGUAAUCAUAGUAGUAGCUGUAGUAGUCGUAGUAGCAGUAGUUGUUGUUGUAGUAGUAAUUGUUGUUGUAGCAACAGUUGCAGUAUUAGUAGUAAUUGCAGUUGUUGUAGCAGUCUUUAUAAUAUUCACCGUCGUAGUCAUCGUCAUGGUCGUCUCAAAGUCGUAG